Molecule: messenger RNA, 451 nt
Organism: Schistocerca serialis cubense
Lineage: Eukaryota; Metazoa; Arthropoda; Insecta; Orthoptera; Acrididae
Exons: 2
Coding region: 4-357 (117 amino acids)
Source: RefSeq, a predicted model, not a curated record
GUCAUGGCUUCGCCAGAUGUACUGUCCGAAUUUUAUCGCUUGCAGAAUCAGCAGACGCAGGCGUUAUUGGAUGCCCUUGGACAGCUCGUCCAGGGUCAACGUGCACUGCAACACGAUGCGGCAGCCGCCGCUUCACCGCUACCGCAGCCACAACUCGCAGUUGCACCGCCUUUUAGGCACUACAACCCGGUGCACGAAUCGUGGACAGAAUGGUCCCGACAGUUCGCCUUCCAUCUAGCCGCCUACAGAAUUCCAGGAGACACUCAAAUGUGGUGCCGACGUUGUGUGCACCACAAGGCGAGACAUGCGAGGCUCACCACUGUAGAGAGACUUUGCAGAUACACGGUAUUUAGUUAGGUGAAAUAGUGUGUGUUGUUAUUCGAAACUUGUAUCAUUUUGAAGAUGGUUCAGACUUGUUACACUGCAGAUUCACAGUCAGCAUCUGAAUUAU